AUCUGCUGUCGGACAGAAAACUAUAUUUCCUGGUCGUUAAUACUUUGGUAGUUCUAUAUCGGUGAAAAGAGCGCGCGUCGUAGACGACCCGCAACUAACGGACCAUGAUAGCAGCCACGUGAUAUUCCUCGCUACUUCGGGCGGCGACACGCCCACCCUAUACGUAGGGUGGGCGUAUAGAAGCAAAGCCUUCUAGUACACGGUAACGUCAUGUCAUGUUCAUUUCACCGCGCUUCAGCGCCUACAUUGUCUUGGAUUCUAGAGGGCGCCUUUAACCACUGGAGAAUAAGGUGUCUGAAUAAUUGGGGAAUAAGUCCCCUGAGAAAUAAAUGUUAUUCAAAGGCUUUACUGGCGAAAACGGAGAUAACGAAAACGGAGAUAAAUUUUUACUUCAUUCCCUUACCGUAGACUUGAGGAUCAAGUUCGAUUUUUAGUAAUGAUUAAAAAUACGAAGUCAACAUACAAUGAAGCUAAUGAAAGCGUUGAUGAGAUUGGUGCUUUUCUUUUUUGUUUUUUUUUUGUUUUUAUGCCGGAAAAAUAGAUGUGAGUUGUUCCGGGGCAGACUUUGAAUCUCGGAACCGUCGAGGAAAGCAGCCUGCUGCUGCAAACGCACAUGUGAGACAAUUAUUACAUUUUGGCGGUGUACGUUCAAUCAAUUUGUUCACUCUCCUCUUGCUCGUGGCGUCGGCCCUGAAUCUCGGCGAAACAAUCUGGUCAGAAUCGUUAGAACAGGUCAGAAGCGUUUCGAUCAACGUUACUGGCUGUGCAUUAUGCACGCUGGUAAGCCAAAUUUCGCGGCAGGAAACGUCAUCAUUAACGUCACCGACGUCACGUCGAAAGUGGAGAGAGGGUGCUACGUUUCGCGUGCUACAAGCCGUUCCUGUGGCGGCAGUUCGCCAUCUUGUGUUUGGUGGUGCCGGUACUCGGGCGAGGCAAAGGUACACCGUCGACGUUUUGGGAACGUGAACAGCAGCAGAGCACUCGAGCCGUGACACCGGCCAGUGAAGAUGGCGACGAGAAGCGUUCGUAAGACCAUUGUCACCACCACGUCAUCUUCUCACAGCGCGUCGUCGUCGCAGGAUCGCGGCGACAACGAGGAGAACCCGGCGGCCGGGUUUCAGACUCCGGCCGAUGGUGGGCGCGGGCGGCACGACCGGCGCUCACGUUCGCCGUUGAGUCAGUCUCGCUUUACCCGGAUUCAGGAAAAGAAUGAACUGGCAAACCUCAACGACCGGCUCGCUACAUACAUCGACAGAGUGCGUGAGUUGGAAACCGAGAAUAGUCGACUCACACAGCAGAUAGAGACGAGCCAAGAGACCCGCACUCGUGAAGUGACCAGCGUCAAGAAUCUAUACGAGAGAGAGCUGGCCGAGGCCCGACGGGCCGUCGACGAUACAGCCAACGAAAGGGCGAAGCUUCAGUUGGAAGCGAAGAAAUGGCAGACCGACGCCGAGGCGUUGCAGGCCAAGCUGAACAAACGGGAACGUGAGUGGUCAGCAGCAGAGCGUCGUGCAACGUCAUUGGAGUCUCAAGUUGUGGAUGUGCAAGGGCGCCUGAACCAGGCAUUGUCACAACUUAAGGACGCUGAAAACGAGCGGGAUGCCCUGGCAAAAGAACUGGAGAGAGUCAAGAAAGAACUGCAAGAUCAGAUCCUGCGUAACACAGAACUCAGCAACCGAGCCAGAACACUGAAUGAGCAGCUGGACUUCCAGAGGUCUCUUUAUGAAAAGGAGCUGGAAGAAGUGCGGAUUGUGAAGCAGACUGAGAUAACGGAAAUUGACGGGAGGCUGAAAGAGAACUACGAGCGCAAACUGGCAGACACGCUGCAGGAGCUUCGCGAGCAGUACGAAUCACAGAUGCGGCUGAACCGGGAGGAAAUGCAGAGCAUCUACGAGACCAAGAUGCAUGACCUUCAGGAACUGCUGGACCGACGCUCUUCCGACUCCUCUGUGACCCGUGAUGAGCUGCACACCUACAAGACUCGCCUGGAAGGUGUAAACUCGCGCAUCUCGGAGCUCGAAUCACUGAACCAAUCUCUCUCGUCCCGUGUGCGGGACUUGGAGCGGCUCCUGGAGCAAGAGCGUGACUGGCACACCCGAGCCCUGACUGCGAAGGAUGAGGAGAUCCACCGCCUGCGUGCUGAGAUGGAGCAGCAACUGAUUGAGUACCAAGACCUGCUGGACAUUAAGGUAGCACUCGAUCUCGAGAUUGCUGCCUACCGUAAGCUGCUUGAGGGAGAAGAGACACGCCUCAACAUCACUCCAACAUCCAGUCCUACAAGCUCGGAAAUGUUUGUGACUCCUCACCGUGGUACCAAGCGAAAGCGCACCUUUAUGUCCCACCGUGAAGAACAGAGCAACUCUGAUGCCCAAGUGACUGCAUCUGCAAAGGGAGACCUUGAGCUUUCUGACCACUGCAUUGAUGGCAAGUAUGUUGCUGUUCACAACAAAGGAACGAAGGAGGUGCCGUUGGCUGGUUGGCAGGUUCACAGCAAAGCAGGUGACGAUGAGUUCACAUUCAAGUUCCACCGUACCCACGUAAUCAAGCCAGGAGCCACAAUCACUAUCUGGAGUCCUGAUUGUGGGGUCACGCACAACCCUCCCGGAGACCUGGUCAUGCGCAACACCAAGUGGCCGAAGGGAGAGCAGAAGCGCACAGCACUCCUCAAUUCGGAAGGCCAGGAAGUGGCAACACGGGAAAGUCGUCGUCGGCAGUUCAGCAGACUCUCUGAGCGCAGCUCAGGCAUUGGUGGUCCCUCCGGCUUCCGCAGCGAGCACAUCUUCCACGAUGAUGUGGACCCAAAUGACCCGAAUCGGUGCAGCAUUAUGUGAACUUAACCCUCAAGAGAGAGUGCUGUCACCACUGCACCUAGACAACCGAGCAUGUGCCAUCAGAAUACAUCAGCGCUUUUACUUUGUACUGCUCUAGUUUUGCCCGUCAAAUGUACCAUCAUGGACGGCAAAGUGUGUGCCACAUUUCAUUUUCACUUUUGCUUUAUUCCUUUCCACACAUUUUUUUAUUAGAUUUGAACCUGUUUUGACUGUACCAAUGGCUGUACCUCCCAAACAGCUCUAUAAUUGAAAAUGUUGUAAAAUGUUUAAGCUCCUUUUGCAUUUGGAGGCCUCUUCUAUGCUUUGAAAUUUUUGACAAUUUUAUUUCUCUUCCUUCCUUCCUCACUCCAUAUUGUUGAGAUUGUCCAUUUCAGUUAUCGAAUGCAUAUCAAGAAAAUACGGCCACUUAUUGAGAAUCUGUCUUUUCUUUAUUUUUUCUGCUGCGCAUGUCUUGCAUUCUUUACUUUAUUUCACCAAUAUUGUGCUACAAAAAGGAAUAUACAUAUAAAUAUAACCUUUCUUUUGUGUGUGUUGCAUAUUCAGCAGCUAUUGUAUUCGUAGAACAAAGUAAAAGCUAUAAUUAAGCAUGUUUUCUUUUUCCUACGUUUAUCAACUCUAUUAACUUUAGCACUUCAGUGCUAGAGUUAAUAUUGUCUCAUGCUUGCUCUUCGAACGUUUUGCGAGAGUUGGCUCUUGUGUUGUGUAGAAGUCUGUGGUAUCUGCUUUUACCUGUUAGCUUUGUCCAGUGUCAUUUUAAUUGUCCUCGUUUGUGAACUUCAGGGUGACCACUUAUGACGAACAGAUUUUAACUUGCAUAUUUUGUAGAGUUCCUUGCGAAAUUCUGCAGUUGGGAUCUUUAACAUCUUAGGUUGAGGCAUUUGUUAAAAACCAUAAAUCAUGUCAAACAAAAAUAAUCCAAGUAUCAUCUCCAUAAUUUCUUAGUGCAUGGUAGUACGAGUUCAGAUGACAACCAGUUUUGGAUCAAUCAUCCUUAGUCAUUAGAACGGACUCUGCCUUCUCUCAAAAUAAGAUGUGAACUGCAAAUUUUGUUAUUCAGACAAGCAGCAUUAAAAAAUAAUCUUUAGGUGAGACAUUUCACUUGUUUUGGGCUGUUUUCCCAACACUCCAUGUUGCCCUGCCUCCCUUCUCUCUCUUUUCCCCUUGUUCUUGGAGAGCUAUCCACUUUUUAGUCCAAGUUCAUCUGGUUACUCCAAUGAACUUGUUUGUACCGGUGUUUGCCUUGCCUCCCAAAGGAUCUCCAAACAUGGGACUUCUCUUGCUCUUUGUGGGAUUUAAAAACAUUGUAUUCUGUAUUCCUUCUUUAAUCUGGGCUCACACAAGAAAGUAAAUGGCCAAUUCAGUCUCUUCCUUGGUACCAAAUUAGUGGUACCAAAUCACACCAUGAGUAACAGUUACUGAACAACUUGUUCAGCACACAGAAAAUGUUAAUGUACCAUUGCCACUAAGGGGAAAGUUCUUUGUUGGAAUGCUGGUGGAAAAUAGAAAAGUAAGAAUAAAUGAGCACUGCUGCCUUGUCUAAGGUUUUAGUCAUCAAAUCGACGAGAAUUUCAUAUAAUUUCGCACUUACUUGGAAAAGGAAGAGCAUUCACAGGUAACCCAUCAUCAUGUCACUGCUGGUCACAUCUAUGUAUUGUUGAAAAACUUUCACUUCAAAUCAACUAUGCCUAAUCUUCAUUACUGAAAACACAUGCAUGAAAAGUUAUGUACCUUCUGUGCAUUUCCUAGUUUAUUGUGCCACUUUUAUUGCGUGCCUGAAGCAACAGUGCGAUUGUAUAGCACAAGUGGACUCUGGUUUUGUGUGGCUCUACCACUUGUGGCAUAAUAGUUUCUGCACUUUCGUUCACAUUUUCGUUCAUGAAUACAUGCACUGCAGUGUAUUCUCGCAUUCAUCCCCUCAUUUCCACUUCCAUUCAGUAUGAGGUCACUUUAAGUACUACUUGAACUUCAUUGUUGCUUCGUUCACAUUAUGUGGUUUGAAUGAAGCCAUAGGUCAGCAGACAUUGGCAUGUUUUGCUCUGAUAAUGGCAGCAGUACUUUCAUUUUAGCACGUGAACAUGGCAGUGUUGUUACCUUUUUCUGGUGCACCUUUAGUCUGUUUUUGUGCUUUCAUGCUUGAAACUACGUGAAUGUUCCAAGGUAUUCGUGUGCUGUGCUUAUGAUGCUGCAUGGUGCUUUAUGUCCAUGACUUGAUCUGAGCACCGCUCCACAUUUUGGUUUAAAUACGAGGAAAUAAAUAUAAAGUAAAAGAAUGGCAUCCUUGCAAUUUACCUAGGAAGUCUUGCAUAGAAGAAAUUCACAAUGUCCAUCAGAUGCCAAGUUUGACUGUGCACUUGCAUAUACCUAGGCUUGGUAGCAAGUUACUGGCUUCUCUUGCUGCUGCUGAAAUUGCUGGACAGAACUUAUAACCUGUUGCUGCCGUAUGCUGUGCGUUUUCUCAUUAGGACAGUUGAGAAUGUAUGCAUGUUGGAUGCUCAUAUGUGCAGAGUUCGCUGUUACUAGAAGGGUUGCUGUUCUUACAGUAGUAUCAAAAUUGCCAUGUUUUCUCGCACUGGCCUGUAGGCAUAUCUGUUUUUCGUUGACAUGGCUGCAGUUAAUAGUUGCUACGGCAUACCCAUUCUGUGCAGGUCAGUACUGGUCAUUUACCAGAGCCAAUUAAAUUUUGAGCUUAUGACAGCGCCCAUGUUAAGCUGUUGUGAUGAAAAUGAAGCAAGCUAGUGGUUUGAACUCUACGAGAAGGACCAUGUACUGUAUGGUCAGUUGCUGUGCUUUUUGAAAAGCUGCACAGAUGCUUACUGCGUCAUACAUUGCAGCAUUGCAAAGCAUGUGCAAUUUGCAUAAAUCAAAUGCCAUUUUGUGUUGCCUAGUUGUUGGGGCAUCUGUUUUCAAAUGUAUGUUGUAGGUGCUUGUGACAAUAUUUGUGUUAUCUGUUGUUCAUUUACGUUGGGUAGCAUUUCUUUGAAGAAAGCUAAACCUACAGUGCCAGUGACCACUGCCAUGCUUCACCCCAGAAUGCACUCUGUUAGCAAGUUGCAUACCACCCACGAAUUAUAUAACCUCAGCACAUCACCGCUAUUCACACUAACAUUAAGUAAGGUUGUCUCGACUGAGACCCAUGCAGUGUCGGGUGCUUUCACACUGCUUACAAGAAAAGUGCCUAGCUAUAUAUCCGUCGAGUAAGCACUUAAAGAUUGGUGCGACUGUCUUUUUUUUUUCUCUUCCUUGUUGGGAAGAAUAAGUGAUUUAAACUUUGCAUAACUGGGUGCUUUAUCCUCCUUGCUGUGUUUUGAUUUAGCAGUUCCCACUGCCGUAAUUGUGUUCUCGGUACAAAGUUGCAAGAUCACCGGAUUGUGUGUUCUGAGUGAUGUCAUGCACACGCACAUAAAAAGUGAGCAGUGAUUUGGACAUACUUUGUUUGGCUUUGGCUUCCGAAAUAUAUUGCAUGUCCAUUCAUUUCGACGAUUUCUUGUGUGGCUGUGGCUCUGCAUUCUUGUGGUGUACAAAACACUAUUAAAGUUGAAUUUAUUUGUA
Dermacentor andersoni is the source of this 6380-nucleotide messenger RNA. Its product is annotated as lamin Dm0-like. The record is from RefSeq and is a predicted model, not a curated record. Lineage: Eukaryota; Metazoa; Arthropoda; Arachnida; Ixodida; Ixodidae. Gene Ontology annotation, cellular component: nuclear lamina; nuclear envelope. Gene Ontology annotation, biological process: heterochromatin formation; protein localization to nuclear envelope; nuclear migration. Gene Ontology annotation, molecular function: structural constituent of cytoskeleton.